This is a messenger RNA of Ilex paraguariensis (yerba mate), 2729 nucleotides long. The record is from the annotation of a GenBank genome assembly. Lineage: Eukaryota; Viridiplantae; Streptophyta; Magnoliopsida; Aquifoliales; Aquifoliaceae.
AUGACCGCCUCGAGAACAUACGGUUAUCUCUAUCGCGCAGUCUCCAAGUUUCAACUCCCACUACAGUACUCUCUCUCUCAGAAUCUCUCUCUCUCUAAAGACAAUCAUAUGGGGAAAGUGAAGAUUGGAAUCAACGGUUUUGGGAGGAUUGGUCGAUUGGUGGCCAGAGUUGCUCUUCAGAGAGAUGAUGUUGAGCUCGUUGCCGUUAACGAUCCCUUCAUCUCCGUUGAUUACAUGACAUACAUGUUCAAGUAUGAUAGUGUUCAUGGUCAGUGGAAGCACCACGAGCUCAAGGUUAAGGACGAGAAGACCCUUCUCUUCGGUGAGAAGCCCGUCACUGUUUUCGGCGUUAGGAACCCAGAGGAAAUCCCAUGGGCCAACACCGGAGCUGAGUACAUCGUGGAAUCAACUGGAGUGUUCACUGACAAAGACAAAGCUGCCGCUCAUUUGAAGGGUGGAGCUAAAAAGGUCAUUAUCUCUGCUCCUAGCAAGGAUGCUCCCAUGUUCGUUGUGGGGGUCAAUGAGAAAGAAUACAAGCCGGAGCUUAACAUUGUCUCCAAUGCUAGCUGCACUACCAACUGCCUUGCUCCCCUUGCAAAGGUUAUCAAUGACAGAUUUGGCAUUGUUGAGGGUCUUAUGACCACUGUCCACUCCAUCACUGCCACACAGAAGACAGUUGAUGGACCAUCUUCCAAGGACUGGAGGGGUGGUAGAGCUGCUUCUUUUAACAUUAUCCCUAGUAGCACUGGAGCUGCAAAGGCGGUUGGGAAAGUGCUACCAGCGCUGAAUGGGAAAUUGACUGGAAUGGCCUUCCGUGUUCCCACCGUUGACGUUUCUGUGGUUGAUCUAACUGUGAGGCUGGAGAAGGGGGCUAGUUAUGAUGAAAUCAAAGCUGCUAUCAAGGAAGAGUCUGAGGGAAAACUAAAGGGAAUCUUAGGUUACACUGAAGAUGACGUAGUGUCCACUGACUUUAUAGGUGACAACAGGUCCAGCAUCUUUGAUGCUAAGGCUGGAAUUGCUUUGAAUAAGAAUUUCGUGAAGCUCGUUGCGUGGUAUGAUAACGAAUGGGGUUACAGCUCACGGGUGAUUGACUUGGUUGUCCAUAUGUCAUCGGUUCAGUAAGACAGACUCAAGGUUUGGCUGUUGCAAUCAUCGUUUUUCGCUUUGGCUUGACAAGGGUCAUAGUAAGGUAUUAUGUCAUCAUUAUGCGAGGAAAUGUGUUGGAAUAAAAUGAAUUUUGUAACUUGAAUUUCUAGUCUACUACUUGUGUGAUUCAACUGUCUGUAUCUUAAAAUGUUUUAUAAGACAUAAGGGGGAUUUAGAUCUCCGCAAGUUUUUCCAACGAUGUUGAGUAUGGAUUUCCGGGGAUGUUCUCAUGUUUUCGUCUGGUAUCAAUGUAACAAUGGUAGACUAUUCUCCCAUCUCUCUCCCGCCCCCCUUACCAGCGUUGAUUGUUUAUAUGCUUUAAGGUCAAGUACUUCAUACAGCUGUCUAUUUUGAAUGAAGAUUUGAAUAAUGGGUUUUGGACCUUGAGGAUGCCGAAAGGACAAGGACAAUCCAGGUAUGCAUUGGAAUAUGGUCCCAACAUUGCUUCUGGCACUUGACUAGUGAGACAGUGACAUUUGCGAUACCUUAAGAAUUUUCAAAUAUGAUUUAGAUAAUAGAUAGUACCAUUUCUUUUCAAAUAUUCAAUUUGUGUUGCUUUGGCUUUUUAUUGUUUUGGGUUAGAUAAUAGUCCUUUUUGAGUUCCGAGUCUGUGGCCUAUUGGUGCAGUCGAACACCGACUGUAAAUGGAUUAACGAUGGUGAUUAUUUGUGUCUCAAAUGAUAACACUUAAAGGGUAACAUUUAGAAAUUUGAGAAAUUAAAGUCACAAAUUGUAAAUUUAAGGUCAUAAAUUGCAAAUGUGAGAGACCAGAGUAAGAGUUUAUCAAUUUUCUCUCGUUACACUUUAUCCUGAAGAAUCAAUCUGAAUUAUUAUUUUUUGAUUUCAUCAAAACAAUGCAAUUUAAAAACUUGAGGAACUAAAACGAUAUAAUUGAAAUAAUUAGGAUCAAAAUGAAAUAAAAAUAUAUAUUUAGGAAUGGUUAAGAGUAUUUUUCUCCUAAAAUGAUAAAGGAAACGCAUGCAAAGCAUGUUUACUGUCCUAUAAAUUAUUUUAAAGGAUUUUAGAUUUUUGUUUAGUGAAAAUUAGAAGCAAGUACACUUUUUCAAUCUGUUUUGACAAUAAGGACAAGCACAUAGCUUUUUAAGUCAUUUUAAGUUUAAAUUAAUUAUAAUUUUUGUUAAUGACAAAAUUAUUCUUUUAAAUGAGAUUAGGUCUUUAUGUAAGCUCUCGCCGGCGAGUGAAUGGAUUCACGCAAUAGUAGACUUACUCAUUUCGCUUUUCACGUUGCUGAUUGUGAUACUAGGAGUGGAGUUAUUGUAUUGGUGUGCCAGAAGAUCAAUCCGGAAGUAUGCAGAAUAAAUGAAGUUCCAGCCGGAAAAGGCAAUUGGAAGGUGACCAGUACUAUUACUAGUAGCACCUGAUAGCAUUUGGGGUUGAACAAAGUGGUAUCUUAAUUAUGAAAGCUACCAUUUGAUGAAGAACCCAAAAUACUCUAGAGCAUAUGGGAUUAAACAGAAAGAGACUAACACGAAUAAUCUGUCAAUUGGGUUUGAUAACAAUGAUUAACUAGUUUUUUUAGCAAGUGUUCUGGAAUUCAAAAAUUUUAAGUUGUAAUUUUUCAU